This is a messenger RNA of Colletotrichum costaricense, 1314 nucleotides long. RefSeq lists its product as uncharacterized. The record is from RefSeq and is a predicted model, not a curated record. The transcript is spliced from 4 exons. The coding region runs from base 1 to 1314 and encodes 437 amino acids. Lineage: Eukaryota; Fungi; Ascomycota; Sordariomycetes; Glomerellales; Glomerellaceae.
AUGAAAGCCUCUCUGGAGACGCCGACCCGCAGCCAUGGGCUGCGCCUUGCCAUAACAGAGACCAUGGCGGUUUCCUCCUCCCCCGACAGUGGGCACAACCAAGACAAGAAGGCCAAAGCCAAGGUCCGGAAGAGCGGUCGCAGCGUCAUCAGUAAGACGCUCAAACUAGGACGCGAGGCGAGAGUAUUCACGGCUACUAUACACUACAACCCAACCUAUCGACAGCUCGACGGAGCAAUCCACGUUCCCGAAGGCCAGAGCAUUCCGGACGUCAACCGAUUUUUACUGGAUUUAUACCAUGGCCGACACCACAUCGACCGUCAACGUCGCAGCCGGGCUGUUCGGUCCGCCGCCAGUCCCCAGAAGAGGGAGACCACGCCGAUUGUGGACGGAGUCGCCGUCAAGGCAAGCGAGAGCGAGAGCCAGGAGUUGCUAUCGGGUACCACUGCCGUAGGGCUUGCAGAGUGCGGGGCGAACGUAGGGAAAGACGACGCCGCGGAUCCAUCACUGGCCUCGAGGGGACACCAAUGCGAAACGCGCCGUCUUGGCCAUCUUGGAGCCGAAUCCGCCACCGCAGGCACCGCAGGCCUGCAGGGAGGCUUGGAAGGUGCUGCCUUCGACCUAGCCGACCGCGUCGACACCCUCAACAAUCAAGAUGCUGAUUUCGACGUCCACGGCGAACCAGUGGGCCAUGAGACGGACAGGUUUGAUUUGACCAGGAAUCAACUUCCGGAUGAAGGGUUGUGCACUGUGGGUGACGAAGUCGAUUUAGGCUGGCUCGAGCUCCUGCCUGGAGUGACUGAAAACGGGCCGUCGUUAUCUGAUUGGCCGGAGAUGGGUCUGGCUCGAACCUUAAACAGCGGGGGGCCAAGCGAAGAGAUGCAAGGUGUGACAAAAGGCAUCAGACAACGUCGAUUUUUCGAACUGGUGUCGAGUCAUGUCUGGCGCGCGGAGCAAGGUCGCUCAGGGGCCGAGAUCGCGACAGAAGCCUACUCGGCCGAUCCUGACGGUGCGUACGGGAAGGUAAGGAAUGGCUGCGCCAAAGGGUCACGACAGACCCUGAGGAUGCACGGCACUACGGGGCAGGUGGCUGGCCCAAACGCCAUGAAGCCAUCAACGGCAGCCGGAGCCGGCGUUGGCCUUCCGAUGCAGCAGCAGGUCCGAUUUUUCCACGCUGUCGUCCUGCGAUUCCGCCGUCAAUCUGGAGCCGGGACUGCCCCAGACUGGCCAAGUGCCGGAGGGACGGUGAGCGGCGCGGCGUCUGGGUUGCCGGUUGCACGCCCAUUUGCUGACUACGCUAAAUUCCGAACGUAG